CCCAACCUCCCUCAACGCGGUGACCUUGGUUCAAAAGAAACAUGAGUCUUAAACAGUUCUUCGAUGAAGGGUGGCCACCUGCGCCUGAGUGGACAGAGAAGGAUGUUCCCGAUCUCACGGGGAAGGUCUAUAUUGUGACUGGAGCGACCGCUGGAAUUGGAAAGGAAACAGCAAGGGUCCUACUACUGAACAACGCCAAGGUGUAUAUCGGCGGUCGAAGUGAAGAGAAGAUUGCCAAAGCCAUUGCGGAGCUGAAAGACUUAACUGGGAAGGAGGGGAUACCGUUCAAAGUCGAUCUUGCAGACCUUCCGACAAUCAAGGCUGCUGCUGAGGACUUCACAAGCAAAGAGAAGCAACUCCAUGUCCUCAUCAACAACGCCGGCGUCAUGAUCCCUCCCAUAGAGCACGUUACAGCUCAAGGCUACGACUGCCAAUGGGGGACGAACGUCCUCGGCCACUUCUACCUCACCAAACUCCUCCUCCCUCUUCUGCUUUCUACCGCCAAAGCCUCGCCAGAGGGGAAGGCCCGUGUUGUCCACGUCUCGUCGCAAGCUUCGGUAGGAGGGAAGCUGGAUUUCAAUGCGUUCAAGGACGGACCUGCGAGGCGGAACAAGACGCCUUGGGACAUGUAUUACAUGAGUAAAUUGGGGAAUGUGAUGAUGUCCAACGAAUUUGCGAGGCGUUAUGGAUCCGAAGGGCUCGUUUCGUGUUCCCUAAAUCCUGGCAACAUUCAGUCUGAGUUGCUGCGACAUACCAGUUGGCUGGAGUGGCUCCUCCUCCAUUUCUUCAUAAAAAUGCACCCCGUCGGACUUGGCGCCUUGACACAGUUGUGGGCAGCAACAUCGAAAGAAGGCUUGGAUUUCAACGGCAAGUACCUCAAGCCCUGGGCUCGGAUCGGCCAGGCUACGCCCCAAGCACUCGAUGAGAAGGUUGCUGGAGAUCUCUGGGAAUGGCUCGAGGAACAAGUAGCAGCUCACAAUGCUGGCCCAUUCACUGAAAUCACAACCCUCUCGAAUGGCUUGACUGUCGCCACCGAAGCCCAAUCCCAGUCCCAAACCGCCACCGUUGGUGUCUGGAUCGACGCUGGCUCUCGUGCAGAGACCGACAAGACCAACGGAACCGCCCACUUCCUGGAACACAUGGCCUUCAAGGGUACCAACAAGCGCACGCAACAUGCCCUCGAGUUGGAAGUCGAGAACCUCGGUGCCCACCUCAACGCGUACACUUCCCGCGAGCAGACCGUCUACUACGCCAAGGCCUUCCGCAAGGACGUUCCCCAGGCCGUCGACAUCAUUUCCGACAUUCUCCAAAACUCAAAGUUGGAGAGCGGUGCCAUUGAACGGGAGCGGGAUGUGAUCCUCCGGGAGCAGCAGGAAGUCGACAAGCAACAGGAGGAGGUUGUCUUCGACCACCUACACGCUGUUGCCUUCCAGGGCCAACCCCUCGGUCGCACCAUCCUCGGACCCAAGAAGAACAUUCUCUCAAUACAGCGAGAGGACUUGUCCAACUACAUCAAGACCAACUACACCCCUGACCGCAUGGUCCUCGUUGGAACUGGUGGCGUUGACCAUGGUGAACUCGUCAAGCUCGCCGAGAAGCACUUCUCUUCCCUCCCAGCCUCUGCCAACCCCACCCCCCUCGGCCGUCUCUCGCACCCCAAGACUGCCUUCGUUGGCUCGGAGGUCCGCAUCCGUGACGACGAGUCCCACACCGCCAACAUUGCCAUCGCCGUUGAGGGUGUUAGCUGGAGCUCCCCCGACUACUUCCCCAUGAUGGUCAUGCAGAGCAUCUUCGGUAGCUGGGACCGAGGCCUCGGUGCUUCCCCCCUCACCUCCUCCCGCCUCUCCCACAUCGUCUCCUCCAACAACCUCGCCAACUCCUUCAUGUCCUUCUCCACCUCCUACUCCGACACCGGUCUCUGGGGUAUCUACCUCGUCACUGAGAACUUGAUGAACAUCGACGACCUCGUUCACUUCACCCUCAAGGAGUGGACACGGAUGAGCAUCGCCCCCACCCCCACCGAGGUUGAGCGUGCCAAGAGCCAGCUCAAGGCUGCCCUUCUCCUCAGCCUUGACGGUACCACCGCUGUCGCUGAGGACAUUGGCCGACAGCUCGUUACCACUGGCCGUCGCUUGACUCCUCAGGAGACUGAGGCUGCCAUCGACGCCGUCACUGUCGACGAGAUCAAGCGUGUUGCCCAGAAAUACCUCUGGGACAAGGACUUCGCUCUCGCCGCAACGGGAAGCAUCGAAGGUCUCUUGGACUACAACAGAAUUCGUGCAGACCUGUCCUCCAUGCUUUACUAG
Molecule: messenger RNA, 2306 nt
Organism: Coprinopsis cinerea okayama7#130
Lineage: Eukaryota; Fungi; Basidiomycota; Agaricomycetes; Agaricales; Psathyrellaceae
Product: mitochondrial-processing peptidase subunit beta
Exons: 10
Coding region: 42-2306 (754 amino acids)
Cellular component (GO): mitochondrion
Molecular function (GO): metal ion binding; metalloendopeptidase activity
Source: RefSeq, a predicted model, not a curated record